UGAAGAGAUGAACUUGGAAAGUAAUUAUCAUGGAGGUCUGUCGUCCUUCUUGAUCACAGAGUGACAGCGGAGGAAGCAACUACUGAUAAAUGCGACUCUCAUUCAGUCAACGCUCUUCUACAUACAGAGAUAUUCUCGACAUUAAAGUCACCGAUAGCAGAAGGAAAAUGCAUCGCUUUAUAGUACCAGCAGAUCUCGGCUUUUACAGCUUCAAAGAAGAGAUCGGAAAACUUUACGAGCUGUCCGUGUUGGAGUACACGCACGCCAUGUAUUUCAAAGACGAGGACGGUGACAAAAUCCUUUUAGAAUCUCAAGAAGACUGGCAGUUAGCGUUACUCUCAGCAAAAAAACAUUCAGAGGAGGAAUAUUAUGAUGACUGCAGAACCAAAUACUUCCUUCGUAUUUUUUCUGGGAAGAAAAGUUUCGCUGAUCAAAAAACCAAUGACGAAAACUCAUUAUACAACUGGAUAACUCAUCUUUUGAACAACCAGACUGUUUUUUUAUCAUACAUCUACACGUUUCUGACCUAUUACAUUUGAGCUAUGUAUGAUAUCUCUAGCCCAAUUGUAAUUGCCCUUUUCUUCCACCUUUUCCUUCAAAAAAAUCGCGUCUAUACUUUACGUAAAAUAGGUUUCGUUUUUUUUUUCAAACAUAUCAUAGAGCUAUACCAAUCAAUCGUGCUCAAAAUCCAUUCAUCACCUGUAAGCUGCU
Zychaea mexicana is the source of this 711-nucleotide messenger RNA. RefSeq lists its product as uncharacterized. The coding region runs from base 90 to 539 and encodes 149 amino acids. The record is from RefSeq and is a predicted model, not a curated record. The transcript has 4 exons. Gene Ontology annotation, molecular function: protein binding. NCBI's taxonomy places the organism in Eukaryota, Fungi, Mucoromycota, Mucoromycetes, Mucorales, Lichtheimiaceae.